Mya arenaria is the source of this 1695-nucleotide messenger RNA. RefSeq lists its product as uncharacterized. Bases 59 to 1549 code for a protein of 496 amino acids. The record is from RefSeq and is a predicted model, not a curated record. Gene Ontology annotation, cellular component: Las1 complex; preribosome, large subunit precursor. The transcript has a single exon. NCBI's taxonomy places the organism in Eukaryota, Metazoa, Mollusca, Bivalvia, Myida, Myidae. Gene Ontology annotation, molecular function: endonuclease activity. Gene Ontology annotation, biological process: maturation of 5.8S rRNA; maturation of LSU-rRNA.
GUACACAAACACACGUGUUAAUUUAGGCGUUAAUUUAACGUGAAAUAACUAGUGCAAAAUGACACGACCCUUGGUGGCAUUUCCUUGGUUUGACAGAGUCGAAGUGAGAAAUGUAUUUGAUGAACUAUACAGCGACAAAGUUUCGCAGCAGAAACAUGCCCUUGAUAGAAUCUCGGUGUGGGAAUCCAGAGCUCUCAAUAGACUGCCCAUGGCUGUUGAUAGCACUGCAGCAUUAGUAAAAGCCAACAUUGAGUAUACUAAAUCAUCACACCCAGUGGGAAAUUGUCACCGUCUUAGAGAACUAUAUAGCAUGGCCGUUAUUAGGUUUGUGAAUAUCUUUACAGAGCGGAAUCAACAGAAGGCGCAUGCUUUACCUGUUCACCUGGCAGCAUCCUAUCUGGGAGUUCCAAACUGGAUUGUUGACUUGCGACAUGAUGCCACACACGCUGCGCUGCCCUCUUUGACUGAGCUUAGAGCUGCUACGCAGUGGUGCCUUGAUUGGCUGAAAACUGAGUUUUGGGAAGUGCAAUGUCAAGAUACGUUUAAGGCCACUGAAAUAAAAACUGGUCAUGUAGAUAAGUUGCGGGAUAUGCUCGUUACUUACAUGCAAAGUAAAUUUCAAGACAUAAUGGAUGAUUCAUCUUCAACGUCUAAAGCAUUAAUUUCAAAAAUAGAAGAUACUAUUUCUGAAAUGGGAAGUGAGGCUUGUCAGGUGUUGUUGGAAGAUGGCUACUUCAUACUGACAGAGGGACAGUUGCAAAGCAUCAAUGUGGAGAGGAACAGUAUUCUUCAGACGGAUCAGUGUCUGUUGCCAUUGGAAAUGCUUCAGUUUUGGAGACCUGUGAUUUUCAUAUUACAAAGAUAUGACCUUAUCUCAGUCCUCCUCCUGCAAAUUCUAACAAACCUGAGUAGUACGAAGAGUCUCAGAAAUGCACUGUUGUCUAAGUGGUUCUUCACACUCCUUGAUUGUUCAGACAGUCAGAAAAGUAACAAGAAGAAACUGCUGAUACUUAAUGCUACUGAUGUGCCAUACAAAGCACUUCUGGCCAAGUGCCUGUUUCAAGAAAAUUGUUUUCUCCAAUCAAGUGUUAGUAUGCUGAUAGAUAAUGGAAAUUUAAGUCUAGAGCAGAAACAAAACCUCAAAGAACUCGUGUUCAUUUAUCAUUCAGUCAAUGAAAUAGAAACACCCAAAGCUGAAACUGGAAAUAUUAAUCCCUGUUUGCUGGAAAGCUCUAUCACAACAAAAUCUAGUUCACCAUGGAGAAGAUGUACAGCUUCGAUUGACUGGAGUCAGGUACCUUUAGGGCUUCUCCCAGACCAAGUGAUCACCUAUACUUCUUUAGAACUGGGGGGUCUGGAAACGGCAAGCAUGCAUUACCUUCAAACGGAGACAGUGAGUUUUGAAGUUGAUGAGGAGAAUGAAAUUAUUGAUGAAAUUACUGAAGGCAAUGUUGAAGUCAUGGAAACUGAAGAAGACAUGUCAGCUGAUAGUUUGUGUUGGACUGAUCAAAUCUGUUCAAAUAUAACCAGAGACAUUGUGCUGUUAUAGUACCAAAUGUGAAGAAUAGUUAUAUUUUAAGCAGUUAACAGUAUUUGUAAUUUGUACUGUUGUUUUAAAAUAUGUGGAAUGUUUGAUUUGUAAACAAAAAUAAAAUGCAUUUUUAAUUAUGAUGUGAAUAAAUACCAUAUAAUAAG